GGUGGAUACAUUUUGUCAUAGUAAUGUCUUGUUAUGAUAUGAAAUCAAUUUGUUAUGAUAUGAAAUCAUAUUCAGUACACAUCGCCAAUUUAAACUAAGCAAGAUAGAGGACACCUUUUACAUGUUUUGAGAACUGAGCAAACAGACAACAUAGCACUUCAUUUUCGCUAUCAAGACUUACUUUGAGAAUUGAUGGGACGUACAAAGGUACAAGUGCGGAUAACAUGAAAGUUGUACUGUACACCGGCUUAUUCCUUAUUCUUUCUGUAUCAACUAUUGUUACGAAAACACAACCGAGGCGGUUGUUUAAGCACGUGGUUCACAUUGGGAUAGAUGGUCUAAAACCUGACUGCAUCGCCAACGCUACGGGUGGAGCAUCUAACAUACGGAAACUCGGCGAAGGUGGCUCCUGGACCCAUACGAAAGCCCGAACUGUGAUCCAGACUGUCAGUGGACCUUCGUGGACAGCGGCCUUAUGUAGUUUAGGUCCGCGGAUGAGUGGAGUCAGGAAUAACCAGUGGAAGGUGCCUUGGAUUAAAUCAAACAACUUCACUCCCCAAAUCCCUCCAAUAACAGGAGUAAACCAACCAUUUCCGUGUAUAUUUGAAAUACUGAAGAAACAGGAUAGUGACUUUCAAACUGCCUACUUCUUUAAUUGGGAUUGGUUACAAAACCUGGGCAACAAAGGAAUACCUGGUGGCUAUAUUGAUUAUGAAGUUGAUGUCGGGCACUUCGGUAAGACACCAGAAGAUUUCAAAACAGUAGAUGAAUAUGUCGCAGGAAACGCUACUAAGUACAUUAAGGAUACUCUCAAGCCAAAGCUAAAAAGUUAUUCCUUCAUUCAUCUUGUUUAUGUUGAUGAGAUCGGACAUUUAUUUGGCUGGUGCAGUCAAGAAUAUGAAAAUGCCGUAGGAGUCAUAGAUAACCUUGUUGGAGAUAUCAUUGGAGCUAUUGAAACAAUCCCUGAACUUAAAGAUGACACUCUGAUAAUCGUUCAUUCGGAUCACGGUGCAAUAUUCAACGACACACGCCAUGCUUUCAAGGAGUCGAUUGAAGGAUUGCUUAUCCCUGUAUAUCUAAAAGGAACUGGAAUAAAAAAGGGAUAUGAGAUACAGGCUGAUAUUGUGAUUGAAGACAUGGCGCCAACUAUAAUGUUUGGACUAGGGUUCAACCCACACAAGGUUUGGACAGGAGCGCCAAUAAAAGAGGUUUUUGACACUGAGGAAAUAAACGCGUGUUCUGACUGUGGCCACCCUGUAUGUGAAGGCAUAGUUGUAUUGUUCAUAAACGCAUUUAUUUUACUAAAAAACUACAUUAAUUCAAAUUAAACAUUUUAGCUUGAUUUACACUACCACUGGUACUGCACUCUUCA
Owenia fusiformis is the source of this 1372-nucleotide messenger RNA. The record is from the annotation of a GenBank genome assembly. NCBI's taxonomy places the organism in Eukaryota, Metazoa, Annelida, Polychaeta, Sabellida, Oweniidae.